Messenger RNA from Rhodotorula toruloides NP11, 1668 nucleotides. RefSeq names its product amino acid transmembrane transporter. Gene Ontology annotation, molecular function: amino acid transmembrane transporter activity. Gene Ontology annotation, cellular component: membrane. NCBI's taxonomy places the organism in Eukaryota, Fungi, Basidiomycota, Microbotryomycetes, Sporidiobolales, Sporidiobolaceae. Gene Ontology annotation, biological process: amino acid transmembrane transport. The transcript has 15 exons. The record is from RefSeq and is a predicted model, not a curated record. Bases 1 to 1668 code for a protein of 555 amino acids.
AUGGCUGCUGCACACGCGACGGACUCGUACCCCGACUUGGAGAAGGAGGUCAAGGUCGAACCCGCCGGUUCUGGUGGCGCCGGAGACGUCUAUGGCGCCGACGCCGUCUCGCAGAACGGCGUCAAGCGGAACUUGAAGGCCCGGCACUUGCAGAUGAUCGCGCUCGGCGGGACGAUCGGAACGGGCUUGUUUGUCGGAGCGGGAGGAGCGUUGAGUACGGGCGGAGCGGCGGGAAUCUUCCUCGGCUACACCAUCAUGGGCUUCAUCGUCUACUCGAUGAUGAUCGCCCUCGGCGAAAUGACCACCUUGUACCCAGUCAACGGCGCGUUCGUGCACUACGCCAGUCGGUUCGUUGAUCCGUCGCUCGGGUUUGCGUUGGGAUGGAACUACUGGUACUCCUGGGCUAUCACCCUCCCAACCGAGAUCGUCGCCGCCGCCCUCGUCCUCGACUACUGGCCGGGCGCCGCACGCGUCAACGUCGCAGUGUGGAUAACCAUCUUCUUCAUCGUCAUCACCGCUUUCAACUUUAUGGGCGUGGGGGCGUAUGGAGAGGCAGAGUUCUGGUUCGCCCUGCUCAAGAUCAUCACCCUCCUCGGCUUGAUCCUCGUCGCAUUGAUCAUCACAGCCGGCGGAGUCCCAACCAGCGACCCCUCCGAAUACCCCAUCGGAUUCCGCUAUUGGAACGAAGUGCCGUUCCAGCAGCAGAACGGGAUCCCAGGCUCGCUCGGACGGUUCUUGUCUUUCUGGACCGUCUUCCUCCAAGCCGCCUUCUCCUUCCUCGGGACAGAAAUCGUCGCACUCACAGCUGGAGAAGCCGAGAACCCGCGCCGGAACGUCCCGAAGGCUAUCAAGCGCGUUUUCGCUCGUAUCCUGUUCUUCUACGUGGUCGGCGUGUUGAUGAUCAGCUUGAUCGUCUCGCCUAACGACCCAGGAUUGCUCAACAACUCGGGCACGGCUGCUUCGCCUUGGGUUAUCGGCAUCGAGAAGGCAGGCAUCAAAGUCCUCCCACACAUCGUCAACGCCGUGAUCCUCACCGCCGCCUUCUCCGCCGGCAACUCCGACCUCUACGCCGCCUCUCGCACUUUGUACGGCCUCGCAUGCGACGGCCAGGCCCCGCGCAUCUUUGCCAAGUGCACGAAGAACGGACUGCCGAUUUGGAGUUUGAUCGCGACGGCUAGCGUUGGGUUUUUGGCGUACAUGAACUGCGGAGUGACGGGUACUAAGGCGUUCAACUACCUCUACUCGAUCGGCGCCGUAACAGGCCUGAUCUCGUGGCUCGUGAUCCUGAUCAGUUACCUGCGCUUCUACUACGGGUGCAAGAAGCAAGGAUUCGACCGUAACGAGUUUCCCUACAAGGCGCCGAUGCAGCCUUAUGCGUCGUUCUUUGGCGCUUUCAUGCUGUUCAUCAUCAUCAUCUUCUCGGACUACCAGGUGUUCCUUGCCGGAAGUUGGGACACUGGAUCGUUCUUGACGGCGUACAUCACGAUCCCGUGGUUCUUCCUGAUGCUCGUCGCAUGGAAGUUCUGGAAGAAGACGACGUUCGUCCGCCUCGACGCGAUGGACCUCGACAGCGGCCGUCGCGCAAUCGACUUGAUGGAGGAAGAGCAGCGCGCGCUGUACAAGGCCCCGGAGACGUGGUACGAGAAACUGUGGGCUUGGUUGAUGUAG